Stereum hirsutum FP-91666 SS1 is the source of this 1160-nucleotide messenger RNA. Its product is annotated as ClpP/crotonase. Lineage: Eukaryota; Fungi; Basidiomycota; Agaricomycetes; Russulales; Stereaceae. Gene Ontology annotation, cellular component: peroxisome. The record is from RefSeq and is a predicted model, not a curated record. The coding region runs from base 158 to 1006 and encodes 282 amino acids. Gene Ontology annotation, molecular function: enoyl-CoA hydratase activity; delta(3)-delta(2)-enoyl-CoA isomerase activity. Gene Ontology annotation, biological process: fatty acid beta-oxidation. The transcript has 7 exons.
CGAACGCCGAAGCAUAUCCCCAAGCACUUGAUAUUGGACUAAGAAUAAUACGGACAUAGCCUUGUCUCCAUGUACAGUAACAUGGGCUCUGCGUGAAUUCAAACUCUUCUCUUCCGCAUCUUCCUGCACACUGUGUGAAGAGAUGAGUCCGCCAGCAAUGUACCCUCUUCAAUUACCUUCUAGCUCCUCCAGUCCUUUGCUUACCAUCACGCGUCCUUCACCAGUGACAUGGCAGAUCGAACUUCAUAAUGGCGAGGACAAUCGUCUGACUCGUGAUGUCAUUCAAAGUGCCUUCAAGCCAGCGCUGGACAUCGUCGAGCGAGAGUGGCGUCAAAGCUGGCACGCAUUGCAGAGCAAGCCCAAAGGCACGAAGAAUGCGGAAGACAAGAAUGCUGUGGAUGGGCAGGGAGCUUUGAUCAUAGUGGGAAAGAGGGGCCAGGAUAAAUUCUUCAGCAAUGGAUUUGACUACCAGAGCGUCGUCUCUGAUCCGAAUUGGUUCCCUCAUACCUUCGAUCCUCUGCUCCUUCGGCUGUUGACAUUUCCCAUACCGACCGUUUGUGCGAUCAACGGCCACUGCUUCGCAGCUGGCUUCAUCAUCGCUCUUGCCUGCGACUACCGCGUCAUGACCGACGGCGCGAAGCGUAACGCUUGGAUUUGCAUGAAUGAGGUGCACUUUGGCGCCCCGUGGCCCACUUCUUUCGCCUACCUUCUUCGCGCCAAAAUCUCCGCAAUGCCCACUCAUCGCAAGAUUGCUCAAGAGGGCCACCGCUUCACACCCUCAGAAGCUCUACAGUCUGGCAUAAUUGACGAAGUUGUUCCGGGCGGUACGGAAGCUGUCUUGUCCUCCGCUCUCAAGAUGGCAGAGGCGAAGGCUAGCACGGCAAAGGGUGGUGUCUGGGGCCUCAUUGAGACGGAGGUGUAUAGGGAUGUGAUUGAAGGGACAAAGAAGGAGGUCAGGAUGGUCACGCUCGCGAUGGACGAUGCUGCCGCCAAGGCCCGCUUGUGAUCGCAUUUUCCUCCGGUCUGUGAGCUUUGUGUCCUGUAUAGUAUCCUCCGCAUGAGUUUUCCAUCAGCAUCUGCAUGCACCGUGACUGCUCUACGCAUCGUACUGAAUAUCGAGCGCAUGGCGGCAAACUCAGCCUUUGUUCAACCAUAGCAAA